UCUUCUCUCUUCGCCCAGUUACGAGCGGAAACCCUCGUAACUGUGGACAGCGCGAGGGGAGCUGGCCGGAAAGUCUUUCUUCUUCCUGCAACAAUCCCGAAAGCUGCGUGCUCCCGAACGAAGCAACGGAGAUCGCGACGGGAGCUUGCUGGAAAGACGUCGUCGAAGGAUCGAGGCGAUUUCAAAAUAAGAAACAAACAUGAUGGGCGUCAAGGCUCGUCCAGCUUCCACUGAUCCUCCUAAAAUAGAGGUGGGUGAGAUAGACACUAGGGCGCCCUUUGAAUCUGUCAAAGCUGCUGUCAGCUUAUUUGGUGAGGUUGCAUUGUCCAGUGAUAAAUCAGCAUCAAGAAAACUAAAGAGCCCAUCAUAUGAGAAAACAUUAGCUACAGAGACUAAACUCCAUAUAGCUCAGAAAGAGCUAAACAAGUUCAAGGAGCAGCUGCAUAACGCAGAAACAACAAGGGUUCAAGCUCUUGCUGAGCUUGAAACAGCUAAGAAAGCUGUUGAGGAGCUGACACAAAAACUGAUUACCAUCAAUGAGUCAAAGGACGAAGCAUUAAAAGCAACAGAAGCUGCAAAAAGCAAAACAGAGCUGCUUGAAGAGUUAAGCCCCGGUGACCAUUCUGAGAAGGAUGCAUCCUGGAAGCAUGAACUAGACAGCGCCAGAGAGCAGUAUGCAGUUGCCCUCUCCAAACUGGAUGCAGCAAAGCAGGAGCUUAGGAGGAUCAGGAAGGAGUUUGAGACAUCAAUGGAUGCUAAGAUCACGGCCAUCCACCAGGAAUCUGAAGCGAAACAUCUCUCUGAUGCCAAUAAAGAGAAGGCCGCUCAACUUGCCAAGGAUAUUGCAACUUUACAGGAGUCACUUGUGCAUGUGAAACUAGCUACAGAACAGGCUCAACAGGAUGAGUCCAAAAUCAGAGCAGAGAAGGAGACCAGCAGACAGUCUUACAAGCUAGCAUUAGAAGGGAAUGAGGCCAAAUUGGCCUCCUUAAAGAAAGAUUUUAAUCCUGAACUUCAUGAAGACCUGAAGAAGAAGCUGGAGGAGACUGAAGCUCAGAUUGAUGUGAUUCAGAAGCAGAUGAAAGAUGCCCGGGCAUCAGAUAUGGAGUCUAUUGCCACAGUGACGAGUGAGUUGGAUGGUGCAAAAGAGUUUCUACAGAAGGUUGUAGAGGAAGAAGCCUCUCUGAGGAGUGAGCUGGAGUCAUUGAAGCUUCAGCUGGAAGCUUUGAAGAAGGAGAAUUCUGAACUUCAAGUUAAGGACGCAGAAACUGAAACCCUUGCUGCAAACCUUCAUUUGAAGCUUCAAAAAUGCAAGUCUGAACUUGAGUCAGCUAUGUUCGCUGAGUCAAAGGCAAGCUCAACCUCUACUGAUCUAACAUUGGCCCUCCAGCAGUUGUCUGCAGAGUCCCUCACCGCGCAGAAAGAAGCAGAAGAAAUGAAGAGGAAGGCAGAUGAACUCAGGAGGGAAGCUGAAGUAGCGAAGAUUACAUUAGCAGAGGCGGAGGCAAAGCUGCAGGUUGCCUUAAGAGAUGCUGAAGAGGCAAAGGUGGCGGAGACGAAGGCCCUUAACCAGAUCAAGGAGCUAUCAGAGAAGGCCAAUGCCGUCCGUUCCUCAACCUCAGAAUCUGGCGCAAAAAUCACAAUCUCCAGGGAGGAGUACGAGUCUUUGAGCAGGAAGGUUGAGGAAUCAGAGAAAUUGACAGAGAUGAAAGUUGCAGCUGCAAUGGCUCAGGUGGAAGCCGUGAGAGCUAGUGAAAAUGAGGCAAUCAAGAGGCUGGAGGCUGUGAGGAAGGAGAUUGAGGACAUGGGUUUGGCUGCGGAAGACGCGCUAAAGCGAGCAGACAUGGCCGACGCAGCGAAGAAAGCUGUGGAGGGAGAGCUGAGGAGGUGGCGUGAGAAGGAGCAGAAGAGGGUUGCUGAAACUGCAACCCAGAUACUAGCUGACACCGCCCCUCAGGGAUCCAUCCAGUCCACGCCACCAAGGGCUAAACUUCCUAGAGCUGCUGCUAAUCCACUGCCAUCCAUGGAGAAAGAUGAGCGCAAGGAGAACAAAACGCCCACAAAGAAGGCUCUUAUUCCAGUUCUUAGUGGCAUCUUUAGCAGGAAGAAGAGCCUUGUGGAAGGUGGAGGAUCGCCGUCGUUUUCUCAGAAUGAGAAACUUGAGAAGCAUACAUGAUUGUUUCCCUUUUCAAGAUUGCGAGGUGGUUUGCCUGGGUUUCUGUAUAAAUGAAGAUGUCAGAGCUUUUUCCACGUUCUGUUUUUUUUUUUUCUCUCCAGAACUGUAAUCAGAUUGUCCUAACCGCAGCCACUGGAGACUUCUCGUAGUUUCUCUAAUUGCUUGGGAAGACUUUUUAUUAUUUUGUUCAAAUUUCUAUCUAUAUGGUUUUGAUUGAGUUGAGGUUGAAAAGUACUUUUGAAGUUCAUAAUAACAAAGGAUUUUGAUGUGGAACAAA
Phalaenopsis equestris is the source of this 2453-nucleotide messenger RNA. RefSeq names its product WEB family protein At5g55860. NCBI's taxonomy places the organism in Eukaryota, Viridiplantae, Streptophyta, Magnoliopsida, Asparagales, Orchidaceae. The record is from RefSeq and is a predicted model, not a curated record. The coding region runs from base 200 to 2176 and encodes 658 amino acids. The transcript has 3 exons.